AUGCCCUUCCUCGGAAUAUUGGAAGACACCAAACUCCCUCACAUCCCUGGUACCGUCAUUCUUGAGGAGACCGCCGCCCAUUCACAGGAGCUCACUGGUGGACUCAAACAUGGCACGGGCAGAAAUGCAAAUGUCGUGCUUGUCCCUCAGCCUUCGAAUGACCCAAAUGAUCCACUCAAUUGGCCGCAGUCAAAGAAAUUGACUGCACUCGGUAUAACAUGCAUUGGGGCCGUGCUCUAUGCAGCCGUGGUGAGCGCGAUGCUCAAUUCGGCGUUCUUCGAGAUGUCGAUCGAAAUCAACACCACCAUCCCUAAGCUAGUCCAGACUUCUGGCUAUCAGACCUUAGUCAUUGGUAUUACUGGCCCCUUGUUUUCAGCCUUGUCUCGGAAAUGGGGCAACCGGGCAAUCUUCGUCCUGGCCUCGGUGAUGUGCCUGGUCGCCAACAUCGUUGGAUCUUGUGUCAAGACUUACGAGGGAGUCCUUGCCUCCAGAAUUCUCCAGGGCUUUGCCAUUGCCCCUUUUGAGUCUUUGAUUUUCACCUUGAUCAGCGACAUGUUUUUUGUUCAUGAGAGAGGAUUAUAUGCAUCUAUAAUUAACUUCAUCCUUGCGGGAAUAUCAAACCUGACGGGUGUUGUGGCUGGACCGAUUGCAAGCAAUUUAGGGUGGAGCUGGUUGUACUACUUACUCGUCCUAUUUGGUGGCAUUCACACUAUCCUGCAAUUCCUGUUUGUGCCGGAAACCAGCUAUGUACGUGAUCGACGGUAUGAGAUCGAUGAAAUCAAAGACGAUAAUCUUCAAGAUCUUGCAGCCAUUGAAUAUGAAGAGAAACUCAACGCAGAGAAGGCAGUCGCAAGUGCUACGCACAAUGAGCAUGAGACUGAUGGGGCAAAGAUUGCACAGACCCCCUCUCGCGAGGUCCGCGUUUACAAGAAAAAGACAUUCGUUCAAGAGCUGGCACUUUUCUCAGGAACCUACUCGAACGAGAAUUUCUUCCAGCUGUUGAUAGCGCCAUUUGCUGUCAUUGUCAAUCUAGCCGUGGCAUGGAUCUUGAUCAUCAAUUCCAUGCAUGUCGUGCUUUACGUUGUCAUCGCUUUCGUUCUGGCUCAACUCUUCGCCCCACCGCCAUAUCUCCUGAGCCCAGCGACCAUUGGUUAUCUUUCUCUCGGUCCCUUUGUCGGUGGAGCUCUUGGAUCCAUCAUCCUCGGGCUGUUGUCUGACCCAAUGAUCAAGUGGUGCGCUCGACGAAACAGAGGCAUCUACGAACCCGAAUACCGACUUAUCCCAUGUGUCAUUGGAGUUGUCACUGGUGUCGGUCUCAUGCUAUUCGGAUAUCUGGUAUCGAUUGGUGCCAGCUACUACGCCUGCGCCGCCGUGCAUGGACUAAUGCUGUUCGGCGUCAUGUUCAUCGCCAUUGGAACAUCGAACUAUGCUCUGGACGCUUACCGAGGCAUGGCCAACGAGAUAUUCAUUGCCAGCAUGUCUAUGAAGAAUUUCAUCCUUUAUGGAUUUGCAUACUUCGUCAAUAACUGGACGGCAAGUGCUGGUCCGAGGCAUUGCUUCUUCAUCUGGGGCGGAUUGGCCUUCGCGCUGUUCGCGACCUUACCAUUCAUGUUUAUCUUUGGGAAGAAGUACAGAAGCUAUUGGGCGAGACACAAUUUGCUGGAGAAAUGGAAGAUCCGAACACACGCAGACUAA
This is a messenger RNA of Exophiala bonariae, 1695 nucleotides long. RefSeq lists its product as uncharacterized. The transcript is spliced from 2 exons. Gene Ontology annotation, biological process: transmembrane transport. Bases 1 to 1695 code for a protein of 564 amino acids. Gene Ontology annotation, molecular function: transmembrane transporter activity. Gene Ontology annotation, cellular component: plasma membrane. The record is from RefSeq and is a predicted model, not a curated record. Lineage: Eukaryota; Fungi; Ascomycota; Eurotiomycetes; Chaetothyriales; Herpotrichiellaceae.